GUGAUCACUUCCAGUGCCAAAAAUAAUGUGGCCCAUUUUGUUGCUGAUCAUUCUAGCACUACUUGGUGUACUUUCGAUCGCCCGUAGGAGUAGCAUUUGGACCGUGUUCAGGAAGGAUGACAUUCAGCGCUUUGGAUCCGUCGUCGGAAUGUUCCGCAACAGCGAUCGGCUGUUCCGGAUCAGCUACGGUCCGGUGAAGCUUCUCGGGACGUGCCAUCCGGACGUGAUUCAGCAGAUUUUGACCAAUCCAGGCUGCGUGGAAAGGCCUUUCUUUUACCGCUUUACGGGGCUCGAGCAGGGACUGUUGAGUGCUAGACAUCAACAGUGGAAGAUCCAACGGAGGGCGUUGAAUCCGACGUUCAACCUGAAGAUCCUCAACAGCUUCAUACCGAUCUUUGAAACGUGUAGUCGUAAGAUGGUGGAAGAGUUGAAGGGGAUGGAGAGUGGAUCCACGGUGAAUAUCCUGCACCACGUUUCAAAGUGUACGCUGGAAAUGGUUUUUGGAACUACGAUUGGGAUGGAUGUACUGCAGAGGGAUGAUACCGAUGAAGUGUUGGGAUACAUUGAGAGAUUGUUCAACUUGGUAUCUAGAAGAAUGCUUAGUGCACAUCUCUACUUUGAUUGGAUUUAUCGAUUUACUAAGGAUUACAGGGAAGACCAAAGACUAAGAAAGAUUUGCAUGGAAAAAGCGAAUGAGAUUAUUAAUCAACAAAAGAAAAACAUAAUGAAUCAGAUAGAUAUUAACGGAAACCUUGAAACCAAUGCUGAAGAUCACUACAACAAACCAGAGAUUUUCAUUGUGAAGUUACUAUCGGAAACUUUUGAUGGGAAGACCUUUAGUGACGAAGAAAUCUUUCACAACGCGUACACCAUUAUUGUAGCGGGCAACGACACUUCCGCACUCACCGUCGCGUCCUGCUGCCUAUUCCUGGCUAUGUACCCCACAAUCCAGGACAAAGUUCACUCGGAAAUCGCCCAGAUCUUCCCAUCGAAACACUCCCCAAUCAACCCUGACGACCUGAAGCAGCUGGUGUACCUCGAGAUGGUAAUCAAGGAAACGCUCCGACUUUGCCCGGUAGCACCAAAUAUUGCCCGGGAAGCGCUUCAGGACGUUCUGGUUGAUGGAACAGUCGUUCCCAAAGGUACCAUCAUGCUGAUGUCCUUUUACGCGCUUCAUCGUCGAAUCGAUAUUUGGGGAGACUCGGCGGAAGAGUUCGACCCGGAGAACUUCGAUCAGGAUCGGGCCAAGUCGCGGCAUUCCUUUGGAUAUCUACCGUUUAGUGGUGGUUCCCGGAACUGCAUCGGUAUGAAACUCGACAAAAAAAUGAACCACCAUCUGACGAACCCACUCUCCGCAGGCUGGCGGUACGCGAUGAUGAGCGUCAAGAUCAUGCUGGUACAUCUGGUGCGCGAGUUCAAGCUUAGCACGAAGCUAACGCGUCAGGACCUGCGAUACCGCUUCGAUAUGACGCUGAAGCUGGCCAUCGAACAUCUGAUCAUCAACGAACGUAGGCAACUUCUUUUGGAAGAUGAAUACAACUCACAAGACGAUUCAGACUCGGAGGAUAUCUGCGAACAAUUGCCGACUAUCAUCGAUCAACUUCUGCGCGAAUCUGUUGAUGGAAAACCGUUUACCAACGCUGAAAUUGCCGACAAUGCCUACACCAUCAUUCUUGGCGGAAACGAACCAACAGCCCUUUCAGUAGCAAACGCCUGCCUAUUUCUAGCCCUCUACCCCCGGGUCCAACAGAAACUUUACUCCGAAAUUGCUCAAAUCAUCCCGGACAAAUCGUGCAACAUCACCCAGCAAACCCUGCAAGACCUCCCCUACCUCGACAUGGUGCUGAAGGAAACACUCCGACUCUGUCCGACAAUCCCGAACAUUGCACGAGAAACCAUCCGAACCGUGUCCAUCGACGGACGGCGGAUCCCAGCGGGCACCAUGUUCCUGAUCUCGUUCUACGCCCUGCAUCGCCGAGCGGAUUUGUGGGGUGACACCGUAACCGACUUCGAUCCGGAACGAUUCCAUCCAGAUUGCGGUUACCAACGACAUACCUUUGGAUAUCUACCGUUCAGUGGGGGAGCGAGGAAUUGUAUUGGUUGGCAGUACGCCCAAAUCAGCGUGAAGAUCGCGUUGAUCCGCUUGGUGCGAGAGUUCAAACUUUCAACCGGGCUAAAACGGCGCGAUCUGCGGUUCAAGUUUGAUCUAACCUUGAAAUUGGCGUUUGAACAUCUGAUUCAGCUCGAUCGACGCGACUAGAUGAAAGUGACAGACCAGUGAAUGGCACCUACUUCCUGGCGAUUAGUAUGCUUAUUGUCUAAGGCGCUGAUUGUAGGCUAUGGCGCUGAUUAGCAUCUCAUGACUGCUUAAUUAGUACUUGCAAUCGCUCUGUAGUUGAGGGCUGAGAUGGUGUCAUUCAGAGAAAUGCUUAUAAUGUGUCCAAGGUUUACUUUUUAUUUAAUUAUACUAGAAUUUAAAGCAAAAUUUGGAGUCAGUCCGAAACACCAGCUGAAUUGAAGAACCAAAUGUCAACUUAAUUUAUUUUGCAUCUAAACAUUUCUUUUACAGAUAAAAUAACAAUAAUAAAAU
Messenger RNA from Culex pipiens pallens (northern house mosquito), 2590 nucleotides. Its product is annotated as probable cytochrome P450 313a2. Lineage: Eukaryota; Metazoa; Arthropoda; Insecta; Diptera; Culicidae. Gene Ontology annotation, molecular function: heme binding; monooxygenase activity; oxidoreductase activity, acting on paired donors, with incorporation or reduction of molecular oxygen. The record is from RefSeq and is a predicted model, not a curated record.